AUGUGCAUUGCCGCAUGGCAAGGCUUGCUUUGGCUCCUGGCCUUGGAGUGGCAGUCGGCGAAGUCGGCGCAAGCAGGUUUCGUGAGUUCCGUCACGGAUCUCCAAGACGCCGAUCUCUGCGGCAACUGUGCCGUCGUCGAGCUUCGAAAGUCUUAUGCUCUACGGUUCCCGAGUUCCCGAUCCUUUCAACAUUUGUUGGCCUUGCACGUUCGGCAUGCUUUGUCACGGCCCAAACAGGACGAAAGAUUGAAAAGAACAAGGAUUGUUUACAUGGAUGAAGCUGCACGUAAUGGUUCCAAGUUUCAAGUUUCGUUUUCGUAUGGACACGGUGUCACAUUUAUAACAUGUGGGCCCUUGGUGCAGCUUUGA
Molecule: messenger RNA, 369 nt
Organism: Symbiodinium necroappetens
Lineage: Eukaryota; Dinophyceae; Suessiales; Symbiodiniaceae
Source: the annotation of a GenBank genome assembly